GGUCUCGAAGAACUACAACCUCCCUGGGCGCGUCUUAGCUGCUGCUUUGCAGUGCAUUCCGGGGAAUGUGGUUUGCUGUGGCUCGGAGACGCUUCGCUGGGUGGCGGAGCCAGUUCCGGGGAGCCACGGUCUGGAAAGGAAGCGUCGGUUUAAUUUUGACCCCCACGGCCCCAGGCUUGGGUCCUCAGAGGGUGCGCUCUGGAAGGGUCUAGCUGCUGGCAGGGCUGCUUUUCCUGAACACGCUGAAAGCACGUGAAGGUAGUUGGGAGUCCCCUAGCAAUGGAUAAAUUCGUCAUUCGAACGCCUAGAAUCCAGAAUAGCCCUCAGAAGAAAGAUCCUGGUGCAAAGAUUUACAAACAGGCCACGAUUGAAUCUCUUAAGAGAGUUGUGGUUAUAGAAGACAUAAAAAGAUGGAAAACGAUGUUGGAGCUUCCUGAUCAGACCAAAGAGAAUCUAGUUGAAGCUUUACGAGAAUUAAAGAAGAAAAUACCCUCCAGGGAGGUAUUAAAAUCAACAAGGAUAGGUCAUACUGUGAAUAAGAUGCGUCAGCACUCAGAUUCAGAAGUGGCUUGUCUUGCUAGAGAAGUCUACACUGAGUGGAGAACUUUCAUUGAAAACCACUUAGACAGACCUUCUAUUGAAGUGCGAAGUGACCCCAAAACUGAGACAUUCAGGAAAAAUGCCCAGAAGUUACUUUCAGAAGCCUUGGAAUUAGAGAUGGAUCACCUACUGGUUGAAAAUAUCGAGCGGGAAACGUUUCAUCUCUGCUCCCGCCUCAUUAACGGGCCAUACCGGCGGACGGUGAGAGCCCUCGUCUUCACAUUAAAGCACCGAGCUGAAAUCCGGGCUCAGGUGAAGAACGGCUCGCUGCCGGUCGGCACGUUUGUACAGAACCACAAAAAAUGACCCGAGGAUGGUUCCAAAGCUGGGCUGGGCAGAAAGCAAAAUGGGCCUCUUUCUGCCAUUCAAAGACUCUUUUGAGUUUGGGUGAUGGCUGCUUCUGGUGGUGCUAAAUUUUCCCGUGGUGCCAUUCCUUCAGAAGGAGGACGCGGAGAGCCCCGGGAGCCAGGCCUGCGGGAGACGCUUCGUUAGCUGCGUCACUUGUGCGGCUGGCAGGCCGCGCUGGCUGUCACUAGGAAGCGCGGUAUGGUUGCCAUCACCCAACCCAGGGAAGGGGUGACGAUUUCACUGUGAGUGUGCCAAGGACACCUCUAAACUUCCCCCAUGUCAGACAGACGGAGUUACUACUUUAUUUCGCCACCCCGCAGGUAACUGAAACUCAAUUACCGUGGCCGCUCACUCAGUCCCAUCCCCCUGAGUUUAGAUAGCUCCGGUGCCUCUCAGAACUCCCCUGUCUGUUCUCUUUGCUCUACCCCAGGGGUGAGCCUGCUGGAGCCAGCCAACUACCCCUUCAUUCCAGAACUCACUUAUCUGAACAUUUCAGCUCUCCCUGGAAGACCUUCCGCGUUGGUCUCCGCAGCCCCCAUGCUGAGGCUUCUAAUGAGGAACUGGCCCGAAGCAUCCCACACCUUGGGGUUUAUUUGAAUACGCUGGCUCUUGGUUUAGGGCUCUGCAGAAGAUACAAAAUGAAAUUUCUCUUGAAAUGAAUUACCAUAGUAGAAAAAAAUGCAUCUAUAUUCUGAAAUGGAAUGCCUCUGUAUAGGCCUGCUUGAACAAUUAUGUGACUAUUUGCUCUUUUAAAGUCAUAAUAAACUGGGACUUUUUUUUCCCCCUAAAACAAAA
This is a messenger RNA of Suricata suricatta (meerkat), 1743 nucleotides long. It is a transcript of the gene TCEANC2, whose product is annotated as transcription elongation factor A N-terminal and central domain containing 2. The record is from RefSeq and is a predicted model, not a curated record. Gene Ontology annotation, cellular component: nucleus. The transcript is spliced from 5 exons. Bases 280 to 906 code for a protein of 208 amino acids. Lineage: Eukaryota; Metazoa; Chordata; Mammalia; Carnivora; Herpestidae. Gene Ontology annotation, biological process: DNA-templated transcription.